AUGUCCGACUUCACAAUAGAUAGCUCUUUCUUAAGUGACUCAAAAAGAAUAAUUAGUGAAAGAAUAAUACCAUGGGAAGGACUUGCGAGAUCUGGAGUUGUAUCAGAAGAUGAUGCUAAUCAUAUAAAAAUAUUAGAAAAACAAUCUAUUGAAAAUAGAAAUGAAACAGUUAAAUCACAAUUAGAAUUAUAUUCAAAAUGUUUGCUUACAAUAUUAAGUAAAGUUGAAAAAGAUGAUGUUGUUAAAAAUGUUUUAACAUUAAUUAAUGAUUUACUAUUAAAAAUUCCUGAAUUUAUAAAUUCAUUAUUAAAAUUAUCAUCAAUUGAUGAAGGAUUACCAUUUGAUCCAUUUUUAAAACAUUUAAAUAAAGAUUCUUUAAUAACUUCAUUAUCAUUAUAUAAUUUAACAAUUUUAUCAAAAGGUUCUUCACCAAAUAAAGAAGUUAUUAUAACUAUUUUCAAUUCAAUAUCACAAUUAAUAGAAAAUAAUGAUUCAAAUUAUCAAUUUAUUGGAGUUCAGUUAUUACAAGAUUUAGUUACCACUAAAAAAUAUAAAAUUAUAUAUCAGCAAAAUAAUUUAGUAUCAAAUUUUAAACCAAUUAAUAGUUUAAUUACAAAACUGGCAACUCAUCCAAAUGCAACUGGAUUACAAUUAUCAUAUAAUGUUUUAUUAGCUACAUGGAUAUUAUCUUUUAAUGCAGAAAUAAAUAAAUCAAUAUUACAUAAUUUCCCACAAUUAUCCGGAAGCUUAUUAACAAUAGCAAAAGAUUCAAUAAAAUUAAAAAUUGUUAGAAUAUCAAUAGCAAUAAUUAAAAACUUUGUUAAUGUUACAACAUCAUCAAAUGAACAAUUUAAUGUUGUUAAAUUAUUAUUAUUUCAUGAUGCUUUAACAACUAUAAAUACUUUAAAAGAAAGAAAAUUUGCUCAAAAUGGUAGUGAUGAAGAAUUAUAUAAUGAUUUAGCUUAUUUAUCAGAUAUUUUAAAUGAAACAGUUAAAACAAAAUUAACAUCAUUUGAUGAAUAUUUAACAAGUUUAGAUAAUCCAAAAUUAAUAAGUUAUGCAUCACCAACUCAUAAAUCAAAUGAAUUUUGGUUAGAAAAUUCAGGAAAAUUUAAAGAUUCAAAUUAUAAAUUGAUUAAAAAGAUAUUUGAAAUUUUAAGUAUUGAUCAUAAUGAUUCGGGGAUUUGUAUUAUAUUGUUGAAUGAUUUACAAUAUUUGAUUAAAAAUUUAGGUCAAGAUUUAAUUCAUUUUAUAAAUACUGAAAAAGGUGGUCAAUAUAAAAUUUUGAUAAUGUCAUUUUUAGAAAAUAAUCAAGGUAAUAAUGAAUUGAAGUAUGAAGCAUUGAAGACGAUUCAAUUGUUAGUAGGACAUAGUUUUUAG
Messenger RNA from Lodderomyces pseudojiufengensis, 1380 nucleotides. RefSeq names its product H(+)-transporting V1 sector ATPase subunit H (gene VMA13). The transcript has a single exon. The record is from RefSeq and is a predicted model, not a curated record. Gene Ontology annotation, cellular component: vacuolar proton-transporting V-type ATPase, V1 domain; fungal-type vacuole membrane. Gene Ontology annotation, molecular function: proton-transporting ATPase activity, rotational mechanism. The coding region runs from base 1 to 1380 and encodes 459 amino acids. NCBI's taxonomy places the organism in Eukaryota, Fungi, Ascomycota, Pichiomycetes, Serinales, Debaryomycetaceae. Gene Ontology annotation, biological process: proton transmembrane transport.